AUCUGCUGGAAUCCUAAAAUUGGGAGCAAGGGAAGGGGAUGGGCGGCUGGGCGAAGGAUGUGUCCUCGUCGGAGGGCACGCUGGUCUGGGUCCGCCGCCCCAACGGCUCCUGGUGGCCCGGCCGCGUCAUCUCCCCGCUCGACGUCCCCGACGGCUGCCCCGCUCCCCCCAAGGCGCCGGCCACCCCCAUCAUGCUCCUCGGCCGCCGCCAGGGCCCCACCUUCGUUGACUGGUGCAACCUCGAGAGGACCAAGCGCGUCAAGCCGUUCCGCUGCGGGGAGGUGGAGUUCGACGACUUCAUCACCAAGGCCGAGACGCAGGACGCCCUCCGCCGCGCCACCACCAGCAACGGCACCAAGAAGAAGAGGGAUUACAGUGCCUACAACACCGGCAGGUACGCCCGCAAGGAGGACGCCAUUCUCCAAGCCCUCCAGAUCGAGAGAGCUCACUUUCAGGAUGCGCCCAGCAAGAACCGCACUGCCGACAACACCCUCCUCAAUCUGCCCACCGCCGCCAUGGACGCACCUUCCUCCACCGCCGUCAUCAACCCGCCGCCUCCCAAGAGGAAGCGCAAGACGCCAAAUGAUUCCGAAGACGAUGUGCCUCAGGGCUUCCCACGCAUGAGGGACCUCAGCGACAUUGGAUCGAAUAAGUUCUCAAAGCGCAUGCCCAAUCUAGGCACAUUCUCUGAUUUCACUGAUGAUCUGCCUACUACUUGUCCCGUCAAAAGGAGUAGGCAGUCUGAUGCUACUGCAAAGAGGAAACCACCUAGUCCAGACCUGGAUGGAGUAUUUGGGAGUGUAAGGAAGAAAGACAGGUCCCGUCCUCUAUCAGAGCUAUUCAACGGUGACAUGUGGAAUGGGUUCAAACCGAAUGGUCGAAGGUCUAAUCAGCUUUCCAUAGACGCAGGUAGCUGUUCCAGCAGUUCCCCGGGAACUUCAAGCUUGGAUACUGUAAUGGAUAAGUGCAACUCUCGUCGUGACAGUGCAUUCAAGAUUGAUCAAUCAAAAGGAGCUCAAGUUUCCUGCAUGACUAGGUUACCUGAUGAUGAUUUCUCCCAUCGGAAUAGUUUUGCUGCUACUUCUUUCACCGCCGGAAGUAUGUUGGAACCAGAUCAUUUGAAAGCGUAUCUACCUUCUGCCUUGACAAAGGAUCCUAUCUGCAAACUCAAAAGGCAAGCUACCAGCUGCAGCAAAGCCAGCAUAUCUUCCCGAUGCGAUCGAAGAAAUGUUAAGAAGCAAAUCAUAAGCUCUGCUGAUUGUGGGGGUAACAAUGGGGAAAGCAUUGCAUUGGAGCCUGGAUAUCACAAAGACAGGGUUGUAAAUCACAGAUCAUCAAUCAGUGAGGUUAUCCUUUCGGAAGAAAAGGUGGACAAGAGUUCAGUAAACAGGCCAUCUGGCCCUGAUGUUGUUAAGCAGCUUGCAGUAUUUCCUACUGAUUUGGACUGUGGCGGUGCAGUCAAGAAGCAAUGCUCUGAAGUGAAGCAUGAGCAUGAAGAAUUGUCUGAAAUUCUGAGUAGCCCUUCAAAUUGUGACAAUGUUUCAGCAUCAUCUCUGGUCUUUGAGUUGCCACUUCAGGUGUUGCCACCCGAACAGAGAACACCUGAACCUGCAAGGUGCCAUGCAGUAAAGCCAACCAAGACACUCCAAUUGAAUCCCAUCCUUUAUGAUGUGGAGCUAAGUGGGAAUGGAUGCACCAACAAGGGGCGCCGUGUUCCUCUUGUUUCCCUGAUGAGUAGAUGGAACCGAAGACCCGUUGUGGGGUAUCCAGUCUCUGUGGAGGUCUCAGAUGGUGUAUGUUUCCUUCCUGCAUCAGGUGUAAAUGAUCACCAUCCUGCCACAAGCAUUGUUAAUGGAGCACUGAAGAAGGAUGAAGCUGCAAGCCCAGGACGUCUGAGAUCACACACGGGAGGAGCAAAGCCCAGAAGCCGCAGGAAGAUGUCUGAGCUCGAAAUGGAUAAAUCAUGGCGGCCACACACUAAAACUCAUGCGCCUUCUUCAAGAAAGAUGCGGAGGCUUUCAUCUUUCGAGAUAAAUCGGAGAGGCGCUGGAGACAAUAAGUCAGUAGUAGGUAAAAUCUCUGCGCCAACUAUUGCAUGCAUCCCACUUCGAGUUGUUUUCAGUAGGAUCAAUGAAGCGUUGAGCUUUCAAAUGAAAUGAGGUAUGCAUAUCCUUGUCUUACUGGAGGAUGAAUGGGGAUGAUGUUUCGGAGCUUUGUCCUGAGUUAUGCUCCAGAUAGGAUGUACCAGUACCACCAUGGCUGUCUAAGGUGAGAUGCUUUUCAUUGGUGAAGAGUGUCUUAGACAGUCGGGGUACUUGAGUUCCUCCGGCAGAUGUUGCUGUAUGUAAAUUUUCUUACUAUAGCAUUAGAAGAUGAUCGAUACUAGCAUUCUGGCAGUAUGCAGAUUGUGAUUCACAAUUGUCGAUUGGGGUAGGUGGUGGCCCACCUUGGAUUUUUGUGGAGCAUGAUCUAUAAAACUAGCUAACAGUGGAAUCAAGGGAAGGCAGG
Molecule: messenger RNA, 2508 nt
Organism: Oryza brachyantha (malo sina)
Lineage: Eukaryota; Viridiplantae; Streptophyta; Magnoliopsida; Poales; Poaceae
Exons: 3
Coding region: 39-2159 (706 amino acids)
Source: RefSeq, a predicted model, not a curated record